Molecule: messenger RNA, 1525 nt
Organism: Telopea speciosissima
Lineage: Eukaryota; Viridiplantae; Streptophyta; Magnoliopsida; Proteales; Proteaceae
Product: alpha-amylase
Exons: 4
Coding region: 16-1302 (428 amino acids)
Biological process (GO): carbohydrate metabolic process
Molecular function (GO): calcium ion binding; alpha-amylase activity
Source: RefSeq, a predicted model, not a curated record
AAGUAGGGAGAAAAGAUGGGUCUUAAUCUUUUUGCAGUGAUCUUUGCUCUCUACCUCCUCCUGGUCUCUCUCCAGCCCACCUUCACUGUAGCCCAAGUAUUAUUUCAGGGGUUUAAUUGGGAAUCAUGGAAGAAGGAAGGAGGAUGGUACAACUCACUGAGGAACUCUGUUCCUGAUUUGGCAAACGCUGGGGUCACACAUGUUUGGCUUCCUCCAUCCUCUCAAUCUGCUGCAGAUCAAGGGUAUCUUCCAGGAAGAUUGUAUGAUCUGAAUGCAUCAAAAUAUGGAAAUCAGGAUGAACUGAAGACACUGAUAACGGCUUUUCAUGACAAGGGAAUCCAGUGCAUCGCAGACAUAGUCAUAAACCAUAGAACUGCAGAGAAGAAAGAUGGGAGAGGGAUAUGGUGCAUCUUCGAGGGAGGAACCCCCGACGAUCGCCUCGACUGGGGACCAUCCUUCAUCUGUAGUGAUGACACACAAUAUUCUGAUGGCACAGGGAAUCCUGACACAGGGGCUGCCUAUGAAGCUGCUCCAGACAUUGACCACCUCAACCCAAGAGUCCAAAGAGAGCUAUCAGAUUGGAUGAAUUGGCUGAAGACUGAAAUUGGGUUUGAUGGAUGGAGAUUUGAUUUUGCAAGGGGAUACUCUCCAGCUAUAACCAAGGUCUAUAUGGAACAAACAAAGCCAAGUUUUGCAGUUGGAGAGGUUUGGAAUUCUCUUUCUUAUGAUCAGGACGGAAAACCAGCGUAUAACCAGGAUUCACACCGUCAUGAAUUAGUGGAAUGGGUACAAGCUGCAGGAGGGGUUGUGACAGCCUUUGAUUUCACAACCAAAGGGAUCCUCCAAACUGCGGUACAGGGAGAGCUGUGGCGGAUGAAGGAUUCAGAGGGAAGGCCACCAGGAAUGAUUGGGCUUUUGCCAAGCAAUGGUGUAACUUUCAUUGACAAUCAUGACACAGGAUCCACACAGCAGAUUUGGCCUUUUCCAUCUGACAAAGUAUUGCAGGGAUAUGUCUACAUUCUCACUCACCCAGGGAUACCUUCCAUAUUCUAUGAUCACUUCUUCGAAUUUGGAAUCAGGGAAAACAUUCACACUUUGACUGCAAUAAGGUCAAGGAAUGGGAUCAAACCAACUAGCACAGUUCGUAUUCUUGCUUCUGAGUCUGAUCUGUAUGUAGCUAUGAUUGACGAGAAAGUUAUUGCCAAGAUUGGUUCAAGAUAUGAAGUUGGGAACAUUAUUCCCUCAACAUUCCAGAUUUCUACCUCUGGGGAGAGCUUCUGUGUGUGGGAGAAAAAACAGUGAUGUGUUGCAGGUUGUCAUUGAGAUAACAAUGAUAGGCAUAGGCAAAAGAUAUUUGGAAAAGGUACACCAACCAAAGUUGGUUUAAGAAUAAGAUCAUUCACUUCACAUUAUGUUUAGGUCAUAAUACUGAAAGAUGGUUGCUUAAAAGCUGUGAUGCCGGGUGCAAAUACAACUUAUACAUGUAUUCUUAAUGAAAUAAAAGAGCUGGAAUUAGUCUUUCAAA